Messenger RNA from Lycium barbarum (goji berry), 881 nucleotides. Its product is annotated as 14 kDa proline-rich protein DC2.15-like. Lineage: Eukaryota; Viridiplantae; Streptophyta; Magnoliopsida; Solanales; Solanaceae. Bases 100 to 522 code for a protein of 140 amino acids. The transcript has a single exon. The record is from RefSeq and is a predicted model, not a curated record.
UAAAUACCCAUCGUUACUAGCACAAUUCAACCACCAUUUUCCGAAUUAAGCUCCUUUUCUCAUUCCUACAUUUCAAUUAAAUUAGCUCUUAUUGUUGGCAUGGCUUCCAAAAAUCAGGCCUCAAUUACUCUUUUCUUAUCAUUGAAUCUCCUCUUCUUUGCUCUUGUAACUGGAACCAAUAAUUGUAGCACUUGUGGAAAUGGGGGCAGCUCUGGCAACGGCGGUGGCUCGGGCAAUGGUGGUGGUUCGGGCAAUGGUAGUGGACAAGGAAGGUGCCCAAGAGAUGCAUUGAGACUUGGGAUAUGUGCAAAUGUACUUAAUUUGGUGAAUGUAGUGGUGGGGUCUCCUCCAACUUUACCAUGUUGCAGCUUAAUUGCAGGGCUAGCAGACUUCGAGGCUGCAGUUUGCUUGUGCACAGCCAUAAGAGCAAAUUUGUUGGGAAUAAACUUGAAUGUGCCACUUUCUCUAAGCCUAGUUCUCAACAGCUGUGGAAGGAAUCCUCCUACUGGCUUCACUUGUUAACUUUUUCUAUCUGCUAAGUGAUUGAUAUCUACUUAUUAACUUCUACCGAAUUUCUAUCUUGUUAGCUUGAUCAUAUUAUGCUUGCCAAUGGCUAGCUCAGGCGUCAAUUAAUUUGUAUUUGUGUUUUGGAAUUUCUGUUGUGUUUCAAAUAAGUGAGCUUUGCCUAUGCAGCUACAUCGAGCCUUUGACCAAAAUAAGCUAUUUUUUAAAUCAAUUUAUCAAAGUAAUACGUUUUUUAUUUUUUUUACGGAACUAGCAUAAACGUAUUCCUGAGUAACGUAUUAGGCAUUAUUUUAUUCAAAAAUUCUAACGGAAAAAAUUAGGUCGGGUUAACGGUGUUAAAAGCUAAUUCGUGACUG